Messenger RNA from Mugil cephalus (flathead mullet), 2227 nucleotides. RefSeq names its product serpin peptidase inhibitor, clade I (neuroserpin), member 1 (gene serpini1). The transcript has 9 exons. Bases 151 to 1404 code for a protein of 417 amino acids. NCBI's taxonomy places the organism in Eukaryota, Metazoa, Chordata, Actinopteri, Mugiliformes, Mugilidae. The record is from RefSeq and is a predicted model, not a curated record. Gene Ontology annotation, molecular function: serine-type endopeptidase inhibitor activity. Gene Ontology annotation, biological process: negative regulation of endopeptidase activity.
UUGGACCAAUGAACGGGGAGGGGGCGGGGUCUGCGGCAAAUGAACAGGCAGUGAGCUGCGGAGGAGAGCAGCAGAGAGAGACCGCACUCAUCCAUCCAUCCAUCCAUCUCUACCUUACGCCCUUUAUCGCUCUCCGUGGUCUGUGCUGCAAUGUUGAUCCUGGACGUUUUGUCCCCGCUCCUCCUCCUCCUCUCCAUCCUGUUGCCGGGCUACGGUUGCCGGGCGGCGGACAUUCCAGAGGACACUACAUCAGAGUUCUCAGUCAGACUGUACCACCGGCUGCAGGCGGCGGGGGGUCAGGACAACAUCAUUUUCUCCCCGCUGAGCGUGGCUGUGGCUCUGGGCAUGGUGGAGCUGGGAGCCAGGGGGGCUUCGCUCCAGGAGAUACGACAGGCCGUAGGAUUCAGCCAUCUGCUGCCAGGUGUGGAGUUCUCUCUGCUCCAGAACCUGACAGCAGCUCUGUCGGAUGAUGACACCCACUACGUGAUCCGAUUCGCCAACAGCCUCUUCCUGCAGGAAGGCGUCACCUUUAACCCUGAGUUUCUGCACCUGAUGAGAAAGUACUUCAGGGCUGACGUGGAAACAGUGGACUUCAGCGAAUCAUCAGCCGUGGCUGAGCAGAUCAACACGUGGGUGGAGAACCAUACAGAGAGUAAGAUCCGUGCGCUGCUAUCGGCAGAGGACUUCAGCAGCGUGACCCGGCUGACCCUGGUGAACGCUGUGUACUUCAGAGGCUCCUGGAAAAACCAGUUCAGGCCAGAGAACACCAGGACCUUUUCCUUCAGCAAAGACGACGGCUCUGAGGUCCAGACGCUCAUGAUGUACCAGCAGGGAGACUUCUACUAUGGUGAGUUCAGCGAUGGUUCACAGGAAGCUGGCGGGGUGUACCAGGUCCUGGAGAUGCCCUAUGAGGGAGAGGACAUGUCCAUGAUGAUCGUUCUGCCUCGGCAGGAGGUGCCGCUGGCUUCCCUGGAGCCAAUCAUCAAAGCGCCGCUGCUGGAGGAGUGGGCUAACAAUGUCAAACGACAGAAGGUGGAAGUCUACCUGCCGAGGUUUAAGGUGGAACAGAAGAUUGAUCUGAGGAGCAUGCUGCAGGAGCUGGGAAUAAAGAACAUCUUCACCAACGAUGCUGAUCUCUCUGCCAUGACAGAUGGUAAGGACCUGUACAUUGGGAAAGCGGUGCAGAAGGCCUACCUGGAGGUGACGGAGGAGGGGGCAGAGGGAGCCGCUGGGUCAGGAAUGAUUGCUCUGACCAGGACUCUGGUGCUGUAUCCACAAGUCAUGGCGGAUCACCCCUUCUUCUUUGUCAUCAGAAACAGAAGGACAGGGUCCAUCCUCUUCAUGGGCAGGGUCAUGACCCCUGAAGUCAUCGAUCCCAGCGACCAGGACUUCGACUCCAUGUAACCACGUGGUCGAUCACCCUCAGCCAAUCAGAUCCUGACGUCAUAAAAGCUACCUAUCCUCUAUCACCAUCUUCAGCUGUGUUUUCUACUCUUUAUGAGAAAAAAAAGAUCUAUAAACUGAAUAUUAUAUGAUAUAUUAUAUAUUGAGACAUGACAUACGACAUAAAAUGUGACUGUGUUUUGAUACUGGAAGCUUUAAAUUCUUGGAUACGGACGUGCAGAUAGAGGAAGUUGUAAAUAUUCUCUAGUGAAAUAGGGUGUGUAUAUAAGCUGGUGUGUAAUCCACGCACAACCCCUUUAAGUUCAGCAGCUUCGUACUCUCUUGAGCGCCCGCACACGAUGCACAGAAACUAUUUAAAACUAGUAACUCUUCCUCCACCAGACGCUCCACACUUUAACUACAUCCCUGUACAUUUGACAUUGUGUUCUAUUAUAUAUAUGCUGAGUAUUUAUUGCAGAAAAAAAAAAAUAAAACCCAUUUUGUCCUUUACAAUAAAUCUUAGUAAUAUGUUCCAGGCAGUAUUGAGACAUUUUUUUUACACUUAGGCACAUGGCUAAACUGCUGAUAUAACUAAUAUGCCUUAUCACAUGUGAAUGGUUGAUUAAGCCCCAGCUGGGUGUCUUACAGGUGAGCAGAGGGGACUGCUUGAGUAAGGCGGGUUGCUAUGGAGACAGACUGGACUGGAGCAUGCAGGUGCGCCAAACGAGAUCUGCAGCACUGUUUUUGGGUGUACAUACAGGGAGAAACAGUAACACCAGCUGUAUUGAGUAUUUUAUUCAAUAAAAACAUGAAUGUGCUCCCAUUAAAAAAACAUAUAUCCGUC